Vanderwaltozyma polyspora DSM 70294 is the source of this 1083-nucleotide messenger RNA. RefSeq names its product Pre-mRNA-splicing factor ECM2 (gene ECM2). Lineage: Eukaryota; Fungi; Ascomycota; Saccharomycetes; Saccharomycetales; Saccharomycetaceae. The transcript has a single exon. Gene Ontology annotation, molecular function: pre-mRNA binding; U6 snRNA binding. Gene Ontology annotation, cellular component: U2-type catalytic step 2 spliceosome; Prp19 complex; U2-type catalytic step 1 spliceosome. The coding region runs from base 1 to 1083 and encodes 360 amino acids. The record is from RefSeq and is a predicted model, not a curated record.
AUGUCCGAGGAUCUGUUUAAUAUAUGUGAUCAAUGUUUGGGUGAUUCCAAAAAUGUUAGAAUGAUAAAAGUACCUUCAGGUUUAGAAUGUAAAAUCUGUACUUAUCCCUUCACUGUUUAUAAAUUUAAAACUUCCAAUAGAGCAUCCAAUAUUACCAAGACUUUAAUUUGUAAAAGAUGCUCAGACCAACGUAAUAUCUGUCAAUGUUGUAUGCUAGAUAUGACUUGGCAUAUUCCUGUAAAUUUGAGAGACCAAAUCAUAUCAUUGAUAAAUAAUGGAUCAUCCGGAACAAUAGUAACAAAAGAAGCCAAAAAUGAUAUAAUGAAAAGGUACAUUUCUUUAAAGGAUAUCAAAUUGGGCGGUGCUGAAUUUACUAGUGAUCCUAAAAAGGUUCAAGAGUUACUCGAUAAUCUAAAGGAAGAAUUAACUACAGGAAGCAAUAAAAGUAUUAUACGGGAGAGUACUCAAAAAUCUACUAGUAUCACAGAAAAGAAUUCAAAAUAUGAAUCAGUAAAUAUCACUAAUUUGAUAUCAAAAUUACCAUUAUCAAAUUCCAUAUCCGAAUCAAGUGAGCCAACUAAAUCUUUCUUUAUCUAUAACAUUGAUCCAUCAAUCCCUGAAUGGAAAGUAAGAAAUAGGAUUAGUGAAAUAAUAAAUCUCAAAGAUUGGCAAGAUACAUCUUCGAAUUCAUUAAUUAUUAAUCAUAAAAGCAGAUGUGGUGGUAUUAGGUUUAAAUCAGCAGAUUUGGGUAAUAAGUUUGUUUCAUCCUUACAAGAAACAGGGAAGGUAUUUACGUCAUCAGAAUGUUUAAUAAGAGGUAUAAUAGAUAUAGAUCAGAACCAAAUAUUCGUUAUACCAUGGCAUUCUGGAUUUUCCACAGCAUCAUUUGGUGAUAAUAUUGGAGAGAACGUUAAAUUGAGUUCACGUUUAGAAAAAUUUAUUAGAAAGGAAAGAAUUGGGAAAGAUUCUAUCUUAAUUGAUCAACAGUUGCCAUUAACAACUUCCAAAAGACAACUUAAAUCGAAUAAAGAAAAUAAAAAGAAGAAUAAGAAACCAAAAAGGAUACCCAAUUUACAAUUAUAA